Molecule: messenger RNA, 804 nt
Organism: Exophiala aquamarina CBS 119918
Lineage: Eukaryota; Fungi; Ascomycota; Eurotiomycetes; Chaetothyriales; Herpotrichiellaceae
Exons: 1
Coding region: 1-804 (267 amino acids)
Source: RefSeq, a predicted model, not a curated record
AUGAGCAACAUCCACCAAAUGAAGCGGUACGCCAUCGUGGGCACGCCCACACCAACCGACGGGUGGUCGUCGUACUUCGACUCAUGGACAACAGAAGACAGCCAAGUGCCCACAUUCGAACCGCUUAUUGUGGACGAUGAGCUUCACCCCGACGUGAGCAACAUACGGUUCAAUCUGGAUAUGGACAUGGAGGUGGACUGGGACAUGGACAUGCAGUCACCCUAUGUCAGUGCCCUCCAGAGCAAUGGGAAAGCGAAAUUAAAUGGUGGUCAUCCUGACUAUCAACGACAUGGAUCACAACGGAAUGACGUUGCUGGGUGGGAACGACCGUGGCUGGGGCGCGCACAUGACGACGGUGGACGGCCCCUGCAUAGAGGUAAGGUCCAGAUAGGCGCGGGCGAGAAGGCUUCAGGCGUCGAGGGCGCGCCAGGCUGGGUUAGGGGAACGGGCAUGGGCAUGGGCGUGCGCACAGGCUCAGAUGUCCUCCCAAGGGUGCCACCAGUGCCACCGCUGGGCGUUAGGCGGGCAUUCAAGGUCAAGGUCAGUUUGGUCUUUCAGUCAUUCCUCCCAGCCCACCUACACCAUCACGUACUGGCAUCACUGUCCACCCCACCGUUUGCAUCAUCGUUCCCCGUUCAUGCCAUCACUGCUCGCCUUCCUCUUACUGUUUCCUUGGUCAUGGCCACCCGCUGUGGUCCUUCUCGCCCAGCCCUGCAGCCUGCCACACUCUAUCUACAACCUCCACGGCCUACCACACCUAGGUCGUUCUUCUGGUUUCCAGGUUUUCGACAGCUGCAAGCUUGA